Messenger RNA from Beta vulgaris subsp. vulgaris (sugar beet), 1476 nucleotides. Its product is annotated as DNA-directed RNA polymerase V subunit 5C. Gene Ontology annotation, molecular function: DNA binding; DNA-directed RNA polymerase activity. The record is from RefSeq and is a predicted model, not a curated record. Lineage: Eukaryota; Viridiplantae; Streptophyta; Magnoliopsida; Caryophyllales; Amaranthaceae. Gene Ontology annotation, biological process: DNA-templated transcription. The transcript is spliced from 4 exons. Bases 40 to 705 code for a protein of 221 amino acids.
ACACCAAAAUUGAAGAGAGAGAAAAACAAGAGAGUAAAAAUGGAUUCCAAUACAAAUACUAGCAAUUGCAUAACCCAUUUUGUAGACAAUGGUAGUGUUGAGAGUCACAGAUAUUACUUAGCACGUAAAACAAUCUUUCAACUUCUUAAUGACAGAGGUUACGUCGUUUCCUCCACUGAGUUCACUCGCUCUCUAUCCGAGUUCCGUGCUGAGUUCGGCCACAAUCCUGACCCUCUUUCCCUCCGCAUUUGCGUUCCUCACCGAGUUAACUCGUCUUCUAAGAUUUUGGUCAUAUUUGGUGGAACUGAGGAAAUAAGAAAAGCCAAUAUCCUUUCCAUUUUCAAUCAAAUUACUAACAAAGAGAGCUUGGACCGGAUUAUCUUAGUGUUGCAGAACAAAAUGAAUCACCAUGCUCGCAAAGUUGUGGAUGAAUUCCAAAUCAAAAUUGAGAUAUUUCAGAUCACUGAAUUGAUGGUCAACAUCACAAAGCACUACUUAUCACCAAAAUACGAAAAGCUGACUGUUCAAGAAAAGGAACGUCUGCUACAGAAGUACCAAGUGAAUGAUCUACAGAUGCCGCACAUGAAGGAGAACGAUGCCAUUGCUCGCUACUAUGGGUUUGAGAAGGGGCAAGUCCUCAAAGUUAGCUACACAAACCUUGGUGGACUGGCAGGUUCAAUGGUUACUUAUCGCUGCAUUGUGUAAUGGUGCUUCACAUAUUUGUUCGCAACGACUUCACAGUUAUAGACUGACUGAGGGCCUUGGUAUAUUGCGUUUACAUAAUCUAUGAAACUGUUAUCCAAUCCAAAAACUUUUUGCCUGCUUCACUGAAGUAUUAUAGGAAGCAUAGAACAUGUAUAUACAAGAUGCUGGUGCUUUGACUAUGUAGUGAUUGUAGUCCAAAUAGCACAGAAGCUGCUUGUCUGCUGUAGUCUACUGGAGCAGUUUAGUCCCUGCAAUAUCACCCUUACCGGAUCGAUGGAUCCUAAAACUCUUAUCAUGUUCAACUUUUUUUUUUUUGUGAAGGACUAGUGUUUUGUUUUCUCUUUCCCCCCUUGUUUUUAAUUGUUCUCUAUUUUGAAGGACAACUUUUUAUCAUAAUCUCGAAUGUAGAAUAUUAGCGAGAGAAAAGCAAAUUGCAAGGGUUUUUAUAAAACUUGUGCACCAAGUGCAUAGACUUAGCUAUUCGUAUUUUCACUUUGUUGAACAAAAUUGAUAAAUAUGGCAUAGUUGAUUAAGGACAUUAUUAUCGUAAUUGACAUGAUAACUCCACCUUGCUCUCCUUAUCUUCUUAGAUAUCAAUCAUAUACUUAAUUGACUAUGCUAUAUAUAUUUGUUUUGUUGAGCAAAGGUAAAAAUAAAUAACUAAACCUAUGCAAGAACAACUAAAUAACUGCCUUCGUAGUUUAUGUGAAUAAAAAAAACAAUACAACCAAACUGUUCGUACAUUGUUGCCUAAAGUAGCCACUAAGAACC